ACAUUACAGCAGUUUAAAAUACACAGGAGAGCGUAUGCAGCUCAACACGCCCGCAUCAGCCGAAUGUGCUUUUGCUUCCAGGGGGACGCUAUUGGAGAACGGACAAAAAACAUGGCGGCCUCCAGGGAGUGAUUCGUGCUGUGUGCCGAUACCGGUCUCCUUUCUCUUUUGUAGAUCGCUGCCGCAUCCUUAGCGCUGGUUUCAGCCAUGUUUGCCAAGGUCUUCAGAGUCAAAUCCAACACUGUCAUCAAAGGCUCGGACAGGCGGAAGCUACGCAGCGAUGCCAGCUCAGCCUUUCCUACACUUACUCCUCAAAACCUUGCUGAGCUGAUGCCUCCGAAAGAAGAGCUAAAUAUUGUCAAAGUCUAUGCUCACAAAGGAGAUGCUGUAACCGUAUAUGUCCACAACCGCAACCCCAUCAUGUUUGAGCUGGAGAAGAACCUGUAUCCAUCAGUAUACACUUUAUGGCGGUAUCCAGAUCUUCUCCCAGCAUUCACCACCUGGCUGCCUGUUCUGGAAAAGUUGAUUGGAGGAGCAGAUCUGAUGCUCCCCGGAGUUGUUGUGCCCUCUUCUGGUCUGCCUGAGGUACAACGGGGCACUCUGUGUGCAAUUACAGUAGUGGGAAACAGGGCACCCGUUGCAGUAGGUAUUGCUACUAUGUCUACAAAGGAAAUGCUAGCAUCAGGAAUGAAAGGCAAAGGAAUCAACGUACUGCACACUUACAGAGAUCAGCUAUGGGCAUUUGGUGACAAGUCUAAUAUUCCGACAAUUGGUCCAUUGGAGACACCUCUUGCUCUAACGAAAGAUGAGCAGAACUAUGACACUUCCCAGGUGUCCUUGUCUGAAACCCAGGUUCCAGAAACAGUUUUAGAGAAUCUUAACUUGAGGGAGGAAGAGACUGAUGUUCCUCAGAUGACCCCUGAGGAGAUAGAAGAUGAACAAGACUUACAGGAAUCGGCACCAAUUCAGCUAUCACCACAAGAGACCAUGGACAAUUUGCUGAACCAGUGCUUCUUUCACGCUUUAAAAUACAAGGUGAAGAAAUCCGAUCUUCCUCUUCUCACAAGCACAUUUCUCCGGAAUUAUCUGUUCUCCUGCUGCCCCGAAGGACAGCAAGUCGAUAUUAAGAAGUCCAGUUAUAAAAAGCUUUCAAAAUUUUUGCUGACAAUGCAGCAGCGCAAGAUCCUACAAGUGAAGGAACUCAGUAAAGGUGUGGAGAGCAUUGUGGAAGUAGACUGGAAACAUCCAGACAUCCGAGCAUUUGUUCCACCAGCUUCUGCUCCAGAAGCUCAGAUUGCAACGGAAGGCAUGGCUGAGGCUGGGGAGAAACAAUAUCAGCCUCCUGAAAUUACUUCCUUGUAUGGAAUCUCUGCAAAGAUGAUGCCUCUGUUUCAGGAUACAGGGCACAGAAAGGGAGACCUCCUCACGCAGAGUGAUGUCAGAAGCAUAAUCAUUACAUAUGUCAAAACCAAUGAGCUGGUGGACCCUGAUAAUAAGAAUUUUGUUAAGAUUAACCCUGUGCUGUGUGACUGCCUUCUGGACAAAUCUGAGUAUAAUGACAUUUCAUUUCUCAAAUGGGAUGACCUUCUCACAAGGUGCUUAGACAGGAUGCAACAUUCACAACAGAUCACCUUCCCUGGGCGCUCUCCUAUUGUUCGGAAGGGAAACAUUGAACCCAUUGACAUCAGCGUGGCACAGAGGGGGUCAAACAAAAAGGUCACAAUAUUAAAGAAUCUGGAGCUGUAUGAAAUUGACCCUUCUUCAGUUGCCAACAUUCUGCAGCAGCGAGUCCAGGCCAGUGCCACUUGCUCCCUUCUUCCAGGGUCAAAGGACAGGCUCCAAGUGCAAAUCCAGGGUAGCCAAGUGUCUCAUGUCGGCAAGCUUCUCAUAGAAGAAUUUAAGAUCCCACGGAAGUAUGUGACCGGCCUCGACUUGGCAACCAAACCUGGCAAGAAGAAGUGACACAAAACCAAAAAUUAUUUUACCAGUUAUCCAGUGCUUGAAUUGGGUUAAUUCAGCCCAGCACUGGAUCCAUCAGCAACCACUAGUAGCUGGUUUAACUGCCUUUUGUGAAUCAAACAUCACUUACCCUUAGGUUUUAGUAGUUUCUGUGACCCAAGAAGGUUCUUAUUGGUACAAUUCAUUAAGCAUUUAAAACAGUAGAUUGAGGACUGCGUUCUUGUUGUUAUGUUUACUGGCAAAACAUAUUGAAAUUGACUAUUAUGACCACUUGUCAUGCUACAUGUAAUUAAACUUGAAUCAGGAGAAACAAGGGUUUACUAGACCGACAUUUUCCCAAGAUAAAUCCAUUUAAAGGUGCUGUUCCACCUCCUCUGCCGAAUUUAUGAUUACAUUUUUUAAAUGCAGCAAUGUAAACAUCAUUCCUAGAACGGUUACAAGUCCAAAUCCUUUCCAGAAAGAAAUAUUUAAUGAUGUAAAAAUGUGCCUAAUUCAUUAUUUUCACGAGGGAAUGCUUGUAAUGACACGAAAAAGCCGGUACCAAUACGGUUUAUGCAAGUUUUUUAUGUGACAAACCUUGAGAGGAAAUAAUAACAUGCCUGAUCUAAGGUUUGUUUGCUUAACAUGCUAGAGAGUCAUGUUUUGUCUAAGUGGAACACCACCUUUAACAGGAACAGAAAGAGUCUACGUACUUGGGUUCAAGAAAUAAUUAUUGAGAAUUUGAGAUGCACCCUAGCUAUGGCGUUUGUGUCUAGACAACUAGGUCUGUGGCUUAUGUUGAGCUCUACGGUUUUUAAUGAUUACAACCUUAUUUUAUAAGGCUAAGCAGAAAAUGUAAAUAGACAUAUAUUAAAAUAUCAUUAGUUUUUUCUAGCUUCAGAAGGUAGAGCCAUCCACAGAUCAGAACCUGAACCAUGCUGUGGAAAUUGUAAUAAGAUGGUACUUUCCUUGAUGGAACAUACCAUUUUAAUUUAUUUUUUGAUACAUAGGUUUUUAUGGCCGAUAAGAAUCAUUUGGUUUAUCUAGUCUGCCCGUUUUUUUCUGAUGUAAGGACUGAGACCUUAAUCAGUACUCGGUCUUGUCUUAGAUUCAGGAUUGCUUAAUUCCAUGCAGGUUUAAAUCCCAUCACUGUAUUGGCCUCUACCGCUUCUGCUAUGAUGCUUGUUCCUAUUAUCUACCGAGCUGUCAGUAAAGUUAUUUUUUUU
This is a messenger RNA of Spea bombifrons (plains spadefoot toad), 3164 nucleotides long. It is a transcript of the gene EIF2D, whose product is annotated as eukaryotic translation initiation factor 2D. NCBI's taxonomy places the organism in Eukaryota, Metazoa, Chordata, Amphibia, Anura, Pelobatidae. Gene Ontology annotation, molecular function: RNA binding; translation initiation factor activity. The record is from RefSeq and is a predicted model, not a curated record. The transcript has 15 exons. Gene Ontology annotation, biological process: formation of translation preinitiation complex; translational initiation. Bases 208 to 1962 code for a protein of 584 amino acids.